Molecule: messenger RNA, 3380 nt
Organism: Trichoplusia ni (cabbage looper)
Lineage: Eukaryota; Metazoa; Arthropoda; Insecta; Lepidoptera; Noctuidae
Product: leucine-rich repeat-containing protein 40-like
Exons: 12
Coding region: 320-2128 (602 amino acids)
Molecular function (GO): protein binding
Source: RefSeq, a predicted model, not a curated record
AAAAGCAACACCUAUCAAUGAAUUCUUAUUUCGGGUGCACCUAGUUAAAAUAUGUAACAAUAGUUUUAGCUCAAUAUAAGUAUCAAUAUAAUAGGGAAUAAAAACGAAAAUUUCUAAUUUCAUGUUUUCCUCAUGUAGAUAAAAAUGUGUGAUAUUGAUAAUAAUUUAUGUAAUCAAAAUCUUUACGAGAUGAAAGAGCUGCCACCCGUAAAGUCCUCUUUUAAUGCUUAAUAAUUGAAGACUUCAACCAAAACAAUGAUGUUAUCGCUUCAGUAGUUCAGCAACAAAAUACAACACGCCAGUCUGUUAAAUCAUUAAAAUGUCUAAUAGACCGCAUUCGAAAUCCCGAAUUAAAAUUUGUAAUAGACCUGUGUUUCAUCUUCAAGACAAAAAGGCGGACGAAAAUGAAUUAUCAAUGGGUUUGAUUAAAUCAGCGAAGAGGACCGGACAACUCAGUUUAAGCAAUAGGGGACUGGGGACAGUACCAGAUAAUGUUUGGAAAAUUGAUGACUUAGUGUUGGAUGAAACAAAAGAAGUAGACUUUUCGAGAUCUGACAACAACCAGUGGUGGAAUGCAGAGCCUCUCAAAACCCUUGACCUUAGUUCCAAUGCAAUAAAAGUAAUAUCACCCAAUGUCAAGUUUCUGCAGCAUAUUGUAAACCUCAAGCUCCAUGAUAAUGCCAUUACCAGUCUUCCAGCGGAAUUUGGGGAGUUAAAAAGCUUGAUGAGUCUGAGCAUAUCUCACAACAAGUUAACCACGCUACCUAUUGAGUUUUACAAGCUCACUGACUUGCGUUGGCUGAGUAUAUCCCAUAAUGCUCUGGCUAAAAUUGAACCUGAUUUUGGGGAUCUGGUGAUGCUGAACUUUCUGGAUCUAUCUCAUAAUAAACUGGCAAUGCUACCACCAGGGAUGGGCUAUUUGGUUAGAUUAGUGGAACUGAAUCUAUCACACAAUGAGCUCCAAGAAUUGCCACCUGACAUUGUAAACCUUCGAGACUUGAAAAAAUUGAACAUCAGUAAUAAUAGUUUGAAGAAGCUUCCUCCAUUGGGUGAAUUGAGGAAAAUGGAAAUAUUAGACGCGAAUCAUAACGACAUAGAAGAACUACCCGACUUUUACGGGUGCACGGCCCUAAAAGAAUUAUAUCUGGCUAACAAUUUCAUUAAGGAAAUCACCGAAGAGUUUUGCGAUCAGAUGCAGCACCUCAAUGUCUUGAACAUAAGAGACAACAAAGUAGAAGUGUUACCCGAGAACAUAUCACUCUUACAGAAACUCAAACGGCUUGACCUUACUAAUAACAAUUUAAAUAAGCUACCAAGAAACCUAGGUCUGCUCUCUCAACUACAAAGCAUCAACAUGGAGGGCAACAAGCUGUCGUUUGUGAGGCAGGACGUGAUCCGCGGCGGCACGGAGCGGAUGAUGAAGUUCCUGCGCGAUCGCAUUACUGAAGAGGUCGUCAAUGAAACACGAUACACUCCCGAUGAUUGGCCUGAUAAGUACACUCUCAAGAAAAGCCAAGCAUUGAUGGUGGCGGGGCGAGAGCUGACGAACGUUCCCGAACACGUGUUUAGUGCCGCCGCGGACGCUGAAGUCCAUAUUGUGGACUUCUCCAAAAACAAGCUGACGUCGAUACCGACUGGUGUCGCGCGUAUUAGUGACACGCUAUCGCAGCUGAUGUUGUGUUCUAACAACAUAUCGAGUAUUCCGCCUGAAAUCAGUUCCUGUCGUCAUCUGCAAUACCUCGACUUGGGCAAGAACAAUCUCGACUCGCUGCCGCAGGAAGUGGGCGAUCUCAAGAACUUGAGGGAACUAGUCAUUUCUAAUAAUAAGUUUACCAAAAUCCCGCGCUGUGUAUACGAGUUGGAAAACCUGGAGAUAUUGCUGGCUGCCGAGAAUAAGAUCGAUGAGAUCAACGUGUCGUCUGACGCUCUCGCCAAGCUGAAGAAGUUGGCUGUACUGGACCUGGCCAACAAUAAUAUCGUCACCGUACCUCCGGAACUGGGGAACUUUACACAUCUCAGGACCCUGGAGUUGAUGGGCAACUGCUUCCGCCAGCCGCGUCACGCGAUCCUCGCUAAGGGCACCGCCUCCCUACUCUCUUACCUAAGAGACCGCAUACCCACCAAUUAGCUUUAGUCGAUUUUAUGGCUUUACACAUAAAACUUACUAAAUAUGGUUCUGUUAGUUCAAAGUGAUGUCACAAACAACCAAAAAAUAACAAGCGCCCUGUUGUCUCCAGUACGCACGUUUGAUAUGCAAUUUUUACUAAAGCCGAAAUAUAUUCAAUUAAGCUUUCUUGAAUAAAGCCAAAAUAAUGUUCCAAAUUACUAUUACUUACUUACGCACAAUUUUUAAGACAUGUUUCCUGGAGUACAGGGCCGGUAUAAUUUCAAAAAAGGUGUAUACUUUUUCGGAAAUUGUAAACCAUUUACAAAUGGUUUAUACACUUUAAAGUACAAGUAUUUCAUAGGUUUUCUGUUACUCGUUGUGAACAUUUUAGUUAUAAAUUGAGUAUGUUUUGACACGCUUACUCUACAAUUAACUUUCACGACCAUUUUUAGUAGGUGCACCAAGUCAAGAGUGUUGCCAUACAAAACGCAGUCAGCUUGCAAAAGCCAAAUAUUUACAUUUUUUUUCGCGUACCUGAUUACGGUCAUCGUAAAUCCUUUUUUUUCAGUGAUUAUUGUUGUCUAUUGGUUAUUAUUUUAUAUUAUUUUGUUGUUAUUUUGGAAACAUUAUGUUAAUAAAUUAUUUCACUAACAUUGUUGUAGUAACCACAUUUAACAGAUAUUAUAGAAUAUGGGUUGUGAGAUUUUCAGUAUGUUAUAAAUAUCAUGAAAUUGUUUAUAAUGAUAAGUAACGAAAAGUAUUUACAAUGGGUCGAAAGGAGAGCACUCAUCUCUUUGCCAAACGUAAGGAUAUAUUUAAUAUUUUUGGAAAUGUUAUUUUAAUGUAGCUAUGAAUCGUUGCAUAAUGGAAUGAAUGUUUACAAGAGGCUCUGUUAUUGUCUUUCUAACUGCGUCAAUCACUAAUGGUACAACCACGUUUGCUGUUGAACUUAGAAGUAGCGAUAAAUUAAACAUAGAAUAGAAAGAAAAUUCAAUUUAAAAAUGUGUAACCAAUACUAAUUUCCAUAGCCAGAAGUUUAUAAGAAAUCCCUUUAACAAGUUGUUAAUUCAGCCAAAGUAUUGUUACAAGUACCUGAAAUUUAUUUUUUUAAACUUACACGGCCUUUUUUGUUGGCAGCUUGAGAGCAUGAGUAAUAUAGUUUGUAUACAAACAUAUUAAGCACAAGUUUGUUGAGAAAUUCACGAGCACAAUAUUAUAGAAAUAGAAAUCUUUGAGCAUAUCGCGAGAUUAUGAAAUAUAUGCUUUGAAAUGA